GCGUUUGAGGCAAACUCGUCCACGAGGAGCGUAGAUCCUCUAUACUGUCUCUAAUAUUAUCUAAAUAACCACGGUACCGAAAAAGUGAACGAGUGAGAGCUUCUUACUUCCUCCCUCCCUGUCGCCGAGGUUGUGGUUUGUAGUGUAUGGUAUACACGCUGCACCACAUGUGUUAUUGUUUUGUUAAGGCAAUUUGUAAUUAAUUGUAAUAAACUACAGUGGCAUGGGGAAGAAUAAGAAGAACAAAACCAAAGAGUUGGGUACACAGGCGGGCAAGGCCGGACAACAUUCAAGUGAUAAAAAGCUCAAACGAGAUGGUAAACCCAAGAAAGCCAAACAAGACCACCUCGAACACAUCCCCUUUAAACUCCGAGAGAUAAUGAAGAGCAAGGAGAGAAUGAAAACUGGACCCUUGAACACCAAAAAGCUUAAAGAGGCCAUCUCCCCUAAAGGUAAACCAGACGAUUCCGAAAGUGGAGACAUACCUGUCCCACAUUUCAGGAGGGGAAAGGCGGAAAGUGAGAAAGCAUACCUACGGCGCAUGGAGAAUGAGACAAAACACGUCCUCUUUCUCACAAAGAACCAAGUAGACAGAAAGCCUGAGCUGGAUGCAGACAAACAAGAGAGGCCCGCAGACACGGGCAAGUCUGAGAAAAAGAAGGAGCAUGAUAAAGUCAGAUUACAGAGGCUACAUCAGAAAAAGUUGGACAGACAAGAGGACAAGAUGGAAAAAGAGAGGUUUGUAGAUUAUGUUCCCUUUGGUGAAGUUGCAAUGGCCCCGCCGUCUUUCAGCGCCAAACCCAAGAAAGCUCCAGUCAGAUCUCAGAAGGCAUCAAAGGAGCUGCUUCUCAACUCUCUCUUAGGCCACACGGUGAUCUCCACAGCCAAGCCCUCCAUGGCCAGACAGAGAAUCAUGGAGGAAGAGAGGGAGCGAGCAGUGGAGGCCUACCGCCUUCUUAAGAAACAGAAACAACAGCAGCAUGAGGCCAGGGCUGCUAAUCUGGAAAAACUUAGGAACCCUCAGUGAUGUUUUAUUUGUAAUUUAGAAGUCCCUGACUUCAGUCAGCAGUGAAGCACAGAAACUGAAACAAUGAAAGAUAACCAUCAGCAGACUGUAAUGUACUGUAUGUGUGAUGGAACUGGAACUGCCAGUGUGGGACCUUACCACAGCGUAGCUAACUGUCAGGGAAAUAAGUAAACAUUUGAAUCUGCUGCCCACAGUAUGAGGUAAGUAGUGAUCAACAUUCACCUGCCACUUUCACUGUCAAAUAUUUAGCUCCAAAGAGAACAGGACAUUCAAAUUGUUAAUGCACGUUUAAAUGCCUUAUUAAGACAGAUUCACCCCUAACUACGUACAUUGAGACAGGUUGAUUUCUCGCCCUCAAACUGUGUCAGAUGUUCACUCGCAGCCAUGGUGUUUGGUUGUAUUUACACUGUUUUUGUAUUUGCGUAUUUAGAUAGUCACUAUGACGUCAUUUGUGAUGUGGUAGACAAUAAAAUCAUAAAGGCUAUGUCAAGGCAAAGAUAAACCUUCAAUUAUUUGCUGUUGUCCCACUAGAUGGCAGUCCUCCUGCAGAAAGCUGCUUUCAUGUUUGUAUGGAGAGCAGAACAUGCACACUGAAUUGUUUUGGACUUUAAAAAAACAAAAAAAAAGAGUAAAUCUGUUUUUGAUGGCA
Perca fluviatilis (European perch) is the source of this 1676-nucleotide messenger RNA. It is a transcript of the gene ccdc137, whose product is annotated as coiled-coil domain containing 137. The transcript has 6 exons. Bases 224 to 1027 code for a protein of 267 amino acids. NCBI's taxonomy places the organism in Eukaryota, Metazoa, Chordata, Actinopteri, Perciformes, Percidae. The record is from RefSeq and is a predicted model, not a curated record.